This is a messenger RNA of Rubroshorea leprosula, 817 nucleotides long. Lineage: Eukaryota; Viridiplantae; Streptophyta; Magnoliopsida; Malvales; Dipterocarpaceae. The record is from the annotation of a GenBank genome assembly.
AUAGUAGAUUUGUGUGCGACAAUGAUUAGUUUCAAUAAGACGAAUAGAAUUAGAUUGGCUAUAUAUCUCUGACCUGAAUUCAUUAAUAAUUUUGUUGUUAGUACAUAAUCUUCCAUCGAGGCUUUGGAAUUGAUCAUAUGACCGCUUUCUUUGUUAACGCAAAAAUAAACACAAUCAUUGCACGUGUUUGGAGAUGUUUUAUGACAAUGACCGGGUUAAGGAGAAUUUUCUUGGGGAAGCGUAAACAGGAUGCAGUACAGAAAAUUGAACUCAAAAUUGAUGAUGCAGAUCAUCAAGAUGGCCUAUAUGUUGAACGAAUUCGUAUUGAGAAGUUGAAACUCAGGCGAACAGCAGACAAAAAAGAAUCUGAGCGGAAUAUAUACGUAAAGCAUUUUAAGAAUAUUCCAAUGGCUGAUUUAGAGAUUGUACUUCCAGAAAAGAAAAAUCCUGGUUUAACUCCAAUGGACUGGGUGAAGUUCCUUGUUUCUGCUGCAAUUGGACUGGUUACUGUAAUUAGUUCACUCAGCAUCCCUAAAGCUAACAUCAAGGUUAUUUUUGGCAUCCUCACUGCAGUGGAAUAUAUCUUUUUCAGCUAAUUCUUCAACUUUGUGCAAAAUACAUACAUAUAUAGGCUGAUGACAACAAAAUUAAUUGUUUCCCAUGCAUCUCUUCGAUCUGUAUUCUUGUUUUAAGUGAUUAAUUUGUUCCUGUUUUAGUAAUCUGUCCUCGGACUUCCAUAUUUUGGUACUUAUGCUCUCUCUCUAUAUAUAUAUCUCUUGCAGGUUUCAGAAAAAUUUAAUUAAUUACCAGAACUUAA